This is a messenger RNA of Puccinia triticina, 1779 nucleotides long. RefSeq lists its product as uncharacterized. The transcript has 7 exons. Gene Ontology annotation, cellular component: nucleolus; small-subunit processome. NCBI's taxonomy places the organism in Eukaryota, Fungi, Basidiomycota, Pucciniomycetes, Pucciniales, Pucciniaceae. Gene Ontology annotation, biological process: maturation of SSU-rRNA from tricistronic rRNA transcript (SSU-rRNA, 5.8S rRNA, LSU-rRNA). Gene Ontology annotation, molecular function: U3 snoRNA binding; rRNA binding. Bases 1 to 1779 code for a protein of 592 amino acids. The record is from RefSeq and is a predicted model, not a curated record.
AUGGACACCAGCAACAGCAUCAGACUGCUCACCCUCCUCAACGUCACUAGCAUCCUCAGCCCCACCGCACUCCAGCUCGCCCAGGAGGAAGACCGAUGGACAGUCGCAUCAAACACAACAACCAGCGACCACCGCCGCACCGUCUGCUUCCAACUCCAGCCGCCCACCCCCGCUAACACCGCCCUCAGACUGCCCAAGACCCUCCAGCCGGCCCUCGACACUCUCAACCAGCACGAACAACAGCUCUUCGACUCGAUCAAACACUACCAGGACGUCUGGCACACCGGCAUCCCCUACGACCACAACCGGGGCCACCUCCGCACGGCGGCAUCCCUGUGGGCGCUCCAGCAUAUCCUCAAAACCCGCGCCGAGAUCAUCAAGAAUAACGACCAUCUCGCUCCCCACCCAACGUGCACCCCCGAGGCGGAGGGCGAAGACCCGGCUGGCAAGAGGCGCAAACCAACCGCGCCAAACGCCGACCGCGAGAUCCGCGACCAAGGCUUCACACGCCCCAAGGUGCUCAUCCUCCUGCCCUUCCGCGCCGCCGCCCGCGACUGGGUCCACGCCCUCACCGCGCUGCCCGCCCCCGCCCCGGCCGUCAAGGGCCGCGAGCGCUUCGAGAAGGAGUACAGCCUCCCCGAGGGCACCCUCGACAGGCUCGACGCCCACGACGCCCACCUCCACUACCCGCUCGACCAUCGCAUCAUCUUCCGCGGCAACAUCGACGACGACUUCUUCCUCCCCAUCAAGUUCACCCGCAAGGAAAUCAGGCUCUACUCCGACUUCUAUCAGGCCGACCUCGUCCUCGGCUCCCCCGUCGGCCUCCGCAAGUUCAUCGAAAAGGAAGGGGACGCCGACUUCUUGUCGUCGAUCGAAAUCGCCAUCGUCGAUCAGAUGGACGUCAUGCAGAUGCAAAACUGGGACCAUGUCGAAUUUGUGGUUGAGCAUCUGAACCGGCUCCCGACGAAGCCGCGCGACACGGACUUCUCGCGGGUGAAGCCGUGGUACCUGGACGGGCACGCGCGCCACCUGCGCCAGAGCAUCCUGUUCUCGGCGCACGUGUCGCCGGCGCAGACGGCGCUGUUCCGCGGGCUGGCCAACGUGCGCGGGAAGGCGCUGGUGUUCCACGGGACGGACGCGUGGCGGGCGGGCGUGCUGGGCCGGGUGCGGCCGGGGCUGGUGCAGACCUGGCUGCCCGUGGACGUGGGCCCGGAGCCGGCGGAGGAGCCCGCGCGCCGGCUGGCCUUCUUCCGCACCCACGUCCUCCAGCCCCUCCUCCAGUCCGCGCUCGUCAAGGAGGGCCUCGGCGGCGUGCUCGUCUUCGUCCCGAGCUACUUCGACUUCGUCCGUCUCGAGGCCCUCUUCCGCACCCUCGACGUCUCCUUCGCCGCCAUCUCCGAGUACUCGAGCGUCGCCGAGACCAGCGCCGCACGCUCGGCCUUCUUCAACCGCCACGUCUCCUUCCUCCUCGUCUCCGAGCGCUUCCACUUCUUCACCCGCGCCGCCCUGCGCGGCGCCCGCAGACUCGUCUUCUAUGCGCCCCCCUCCCGGCCCGAGUUCUACCUCGAGCUCGUCAGCCAGUUCCCCUUCCUCGCCCGCAACCCCCGCGUCCCCGCCAAGCCCCCGUCGGACGAGCCCCUCCUCGAGCCGAAGGACGUCGCCGCGACCGUCCUCUUCUCCCCCCUCGACCAGCCCUACCUCGAGCCCAUCGUCGGGCUCGCCCACGCCCACAAAAUGCUCCGCAACAGCCCCGCCGCUCACAGCUUCACCUUCGUCUGA